CUUCCGACACAUUUGGUUUAUAUAAUAGAAGUAAGAUUUAUAGACUAUUUCCUUUUUUUUAUUUAAAGGCAUUUGGCAGUUUCUGCACUUUCUUCACUUGUGGCAUUGACUUCCUGAACAGUCGGUUGCUUGGCCAUCACAUAUUUCAUCGAAAAAUAAAACUAUCUUCUUCGCCCUUUGUCAUAUUAAUCUGGCUUUGCUCUUUUAUCUAGACUAGAUAUAAAGAAAAAAUUCUUAGUUUCCUCGUGCAUAGUUGGGAGCAUUGAUUGCUGACCUUAUCUUUUCAAGAAUCCAUCUCUUGUUCAAUCUCAUCAGGGAAGGUGAAGAAAGGGGAAAUUUCUCAUCUUUUGUGGAGGUACGCCAGUACAGUCCCUUCCAAUUUUAGGCCCUAUGGUUUGUUUUUAUUGCUUUGGUGUUGCUUGCUGUAUAAGAGGCUUCUCUUUCUUCUCCUUAUUUGUGCUUCUCACAACUUAGAAAAAGGAAAAAAAAAAAGAAAAAAGGAAGAAAACGAAAUGGAAAUCGUUAGCUCCAUUGUCACUAUGGCUGCAGAGUACACGAUCUCUACCAUCAAAAACCAUUUCAGAUACCUUUGCAAUCAUGAGAACCAGGUCAGGACCCUCAAGAAUCAGGUUGAGAGCCUGAAGGAUGCAAAGGAAAGAGUACAGCAUUCUGUUGAUACUGCUAAGAGGAAUGGGGAAGAGAUUGAGCACGACGUCGAUACGUGGCUGACUACUGUCAACAACAAGAUCGCUGAAGAAGUAGAGAAAGUAAUUCAGGAUGAAGAAAAAGCAAAGAAAAAGUGUUUCCUUGGCUUGUGUCCUAGUUUCUGGACUCGUUACAGGCUUAGCAUGGAUGCCGAAGAGGAGGCGAAGGCUGUCGCUGAGCUACUCGAACAGGGCAAAUUCGACAGGGUUUCGUAUCGUGCAGCUCCACAAGGUAUCAUUCUCGCAUCUGUUAAAGGUUUCGAAGCAUUCGAGUCAAGAACGAUGGUUUUCAAUGGAAUCAUGGAGGCACUGAAAGAUGCUAGUAUUAAUAUUAUAGGGGUGCACGGGAUGGGUGGCGUAGGCAAGACCACGCUAGUCAAAGAAGUUGCUAGACUGGUUAAGGAGGGCAAGUUAUUUGAUUCUGUAGUUAUGGCAACCGUAACUCAGACACUUGACGUUGAGAAAAUUCAAGACCAAGUUGCAGACUUAUUGGGUUUAAAAUUUGAGGAACAGAGUAUGGUCGGAAGGGCACUUCGACUUCGAGAAAGAUUGAAAAAAGAGGAGAAGAUUCUUGUUGUUUUGGAUGAUAUUUGGGCAAGAUUAGACCUUGAAGAAGUUGGGAUUCCUUUUGGAAAUGAACAUGAGGGAUGCACGAUACUGCUAACGUCUAGGGAUCUCGAUGUUUUAUCAAGUGGGAUGGAUACUCAGAAAAAUUUUGCAGUUGGCCUUUUAAAUGAAGAAGAAGCCUGGGACCUGUUUAAAAAGAUGGCUGGUGACUCUGUUGAAAGUUGUGAUGUGCAGCCUACAGCUAUGGAGGUGGCAAAGAAAUGUGCGGGACUGCCAAUCGCCAUCGCAACUGUGGCAAGGGCACUGAGAAACAAACGUUUGUUUGAAUGGGAGAAUGCUUUGCGUGAACUAAAGAGGCCUUCAUCAAGAAGCUUCACAGGGAUCACAGCGGAUGUAUAUUCAGCUAUAGAGUUGAGUUACAAUUAUUUAGAAGAUGAGGAAGUCAAGUUCACUUUCUUGCUUUGCAGUUUAAUUGGUCAUAAUGGUCACGUUGAAUACUUGUUGAAAUGCAUCAUGGGUUUGGGGUCCUUUCGUGGUGUCAACACAAUAAAAGAAGCAAGAAAUAAAGUAUUGACAGUGGUGAGUAAGCUCAAAUCGUCUUGUUUGUUGCUUGAUAGUUAUGAUGAUGAACGGUUUGAUAUCCAUGAUGUUGUUCGGGAUGUUGCUAUAUCUAUUGCAUCAAGGGACCGCCAUAUGUUUGUGUUAAGAGCUGGUGAUGUGCUAAAAGAGUGGCCCGAUACGGAUUGCAGUGUGAUUUUGUUAAGUUCUCCUAAUAUCAGUGAGCUUCCUGAUGAGUUGGAGUGUUCACAUCUUUCCUUUUUCAGUAUGGCCCAUGAUGGUUUACUGAAAAUUCCAGCCAACUUCUUUAGGCGAACAGAAAGACUCAAAGUCUUAGAUUUGACUCGAAUGCAGUUUCCAUCCCUACCUCAGUCAAUUAAUCUCUUAACAAACCUUCACACGUUGUGUCUACAUGAAUGUGCACUGGAAGACAUAAGCGUUAUUGGAAAGCUCAAGAAUUUGGAAAUCCUUAGCCUUGAAUCCUCAGAUAUUAAAGAGCUUCCCAAGGAGAUAGCACAAUUGACUCGGUUAAGGUUGUUAGGUUUGACUUAUUGUACAAAACUCAAAAUCAUCCCACCAAAUAUCUUAUCCAAUUUGUCCAAAUUAGAAGAAUUAUAUUUGAAUGAUAGCUUUGUUCAAUGGGAAGAUGAAGUACAAGGUAGUGAAAGGAGAAAUGCUAGUCUUGAGGAAUUGAAGCAUUUGUCUCAUCUAGCCACUUUGUAUGUUAAUAUUCCGAAUGCCCAAAUAAUUCCAGAGCGUCUGUUCAGUGAGAAAUUGGACAGAUACAAGAUUAUUAUAGGUGAUGGUGCAUGGGAUUGGUACGAUGAGCAUGAAUGCUCAAGAACACUGAGAUUAAAGUUAGAUACAUGCAUUUACUUGGAUCAUGGGGUGAAACUAUUGUUGAAGAAGACAGAAGAUUUGUAUGUAGAUCAACUUGAAGGUAUCAAGAACGUAGUUGCUGAGUUGAAUAAUGGUGAAGAUUUUCCACAUUUAAAGAAACUUCAUAUCCAAAAUGGUUUGGAAGUCCGGUAUAUAGCAACGGAGAAAACUCAGUUUUCUCAGUUACAGUCCAUGACACUUGAUGAUCUGCCACACCUCAUUAGCUUUAGCUCCGAAGACAAGAUGAGUUCCACAUCCCAGCAGGAGCAGGGGAAUACAAGCACCAAGCCGCUUUUCGAUAAACAGAUUGUGUUCCCUCAAUUAAAAAGCUUGCGAUUGUCCUCAAUUAAGAUCGAAAGGAUAUGGCACAAUCAGCUCUCAGAAACAUAUUGUUAUUGCCUUCCAAAUUUAAAGAGCUUCAUCAUUAAGGGCUGUGAUAACUUACAACAUGUAUUGUUACCCUCUGUUGCUAGAAGCCUGGUGCAUCUCGAACAUUUUGAGAUAAUGGAUUGCAAGUGCUUAACAGAGAUAAUAUUUACGGAAGAAAUAAAAGAAGAACAGAAAGAUGUGAUUUGUUUUCCUGUUUUAAACUCCUUGAAAAUUGAGAAUCUUUCGAAUCUCAUCAAAUUUGGCUCAGGAAAUUAUAAUAUUGAGUUCCCAUUACUGAAAGUGCUGGAGAUUGAGAAAUGUCCAAACUUGAAAGAAUUUAUUAGUGCAACUAAAAUGGAGGGGAAAUAUGAGUCCAGUAUACAAGCACUCUUCAAUGAGAAGGCUGCAGUUCCUAGCUUGGAAAAGAUGAGAUUGUCCAGCUUGAGAAAUGUGAAGAUGAUAUUCCAUGACCAACUUCUAGCAGGUCCUCUAGAUUCUCAACUAAGGAAAUUGGAUAUUUACGAUCUACCGCAACUGAAGCAUGUUUGGAAUAAAGAUCCCCAAGGAAGUCUUACCUUUCAAAAUCUACGAAAGGUAAGGGUUAGCCGUUGUGAGAGUCUGAAAAAUCUAUUUCCUGCAUCAAUAGCCAAAGAUCUUCCCCAACUCGAAGAUCUAACAUUAAACAGUUGUGGGGUGGAGGAGAUUGUGUCGUUUAGGGAAGGAUUGGAGCAGCCGGUUAGGUUCAAGUUUCCUCGAGUGUCUUCAUUGGAGCUUACAGACCUAGAAGAACUGAAAUGUUUCUAUCCAGGGCAACAUACAAUGGUCUGGCCCAUGUUGAAAAAAUUGGAGACAGAUUGUUCUAUUUUUAUAAAAAUAGUAGCUUCAGGACGUCCUAGCAUCCAAGGAAUGAAUGAAAAUGACCAACGAGAAUCCACAAAAGGACAACCACUUUUCUUAGGUGAAGAGGUCAUUCCCAAAUUAGAGAAAUUGCGGUUAUCAAAAAUUGAUGACAUUGCAAUGAUAAGUGGCAUUCAGUUUCGUGCAGACUUCUUUCACCAUAUUAAAGUUUUCGAGAUGAAUGGCUCCAAUUUUCCAAUUGAUUUCGUCCAAAGAUUGAAUAAUCUUGAAAACCUUGAGUUGUCUUGUUGUGACUUCAAAGAUCUAGUCUCUUGUGAAGGCGAUCUUGCUGAAAAGCCUGAUGCUCGGACACUCUCACGAAUUAGAAAAUUAAAAUUGGGUUCUUGCAAAAAUCUUCCAUAUAUAUGGAAGAAAGAUUCAGAGCUGGGCCACAUUCUUUCUAAUCUGGAAACUUUUGAAGUUUUCGGGUGUGAUGAAUCGAUAAAUUUGGGACCCUCCUCAACAUCUUUUCGAAAUCUCACAACUCUUGAAGUGCAGUGGUGCAACAAGAUGAUAAACUUGGUUACACCUUCAGUAGUCCAGAGUCUGGCACAACUAACAAAAAUAAGGAUAGAAGACUGCAAUAGGAUGACAGAAAUAGUUGCAAACGAAGGAGAUGAGAAUGAGAUCACUUUCAGCAAGUUGAAGUAUUUAGAACUCUAUCAUUUACAGAGCCUCACAAGCUUUUGUCCAGGGAAUCAUACCUUUAAGUUUCCAUCCUUGGAAGACUUAAUUGUGGGUAGCUGUCCUAGCUUGAAGGUUUUUUCUCAGGGAGUUUCAACCACUCCCAAAUUACAGAGAGUAAAAGAAUCACGUUACGAUCACAGAGGGCGUUGGGCUGGUGACCUUAAUACCACCAUACAACAGUUGUACUCCGAAGAGGGUGGAUACCAUUACCGAUAUAAUUUGGAGCUCUCAGACACAUUUCCUGAGUUGAUGGAAAUAUGGAAUAAGAGCCCUCAAGAAAUUUUGAACUUCAAAAACCUUGGACAUCUGGACGUUUGUAAUUGUAGCAGCUUGAAAUACAUUUUUGCCCCCUCUAUGGCUUUGAGCCUCAAGCGAUUAUGGGAUUUACAAGCAAAAGAAUGUCCCUCGAUGGAAGCAGUCAUCAUGGAACAGGGAGUUGAGGAGGAAGAAAGGACAGAUAAGUUCACAUUCUCCCGCCUCUUCUCCAUAAAAAUUGAGUCAUGUUCCAACUUGACAAGUUUUUAUUUGGGAAGUCGAGCUCUUAAAUUUCCAUGGUUGAAAAGAGUGAGGAUAGCGGACUGUCCAAAAAUGAAUACAAUUGCUUCUUCAUAUUCAAGAGACAAGGAGAAAGAGACGAGUGGUGAUGGAAGUGAAAAAUGGGAUAUUACUACAACUUUUUUCAGCAAUAAGGUUGUGUGUCCCAAAUUGCGGGAUUUGGAUCUGUCGUCAAUUAACGUUCAAAAGAUAUGGAAUAGCCAACAACUAGCAUCCUCUUUUCAUGUUCAGAAUUUGGAACAGAUUACGAUAAAGGGGUGUCACAAUUUGAAAUAUAUGUUUCCAUCUGUCAUGGUAAAACAUUUUGUGCUACUCCGUCACCUUUCGAUUUUGGACUGUAAGAUCAUGGAAGAAGUAAUCUUCAUGGGAGGAUUGACAGAAGAUGAAAAGAUGAGCCAGAUGUUGUUCCCCACUCUAAAUUUCCUGAAGCUCGAAGACCUUCCCCAACUCAGAAGAUUCUGCGAUGAAACUGACAAUGAAUUCCCCAUCUUGAGAGAGCUAGUCCUAACAAACUGUCCUGUAUUCAAGACAUUCAUCUCUAAAUCUGUAAUUGAAGAUGUUGGUGAUGAACCUCUAAUUUAUCAGAAUGUACAAGGAAAUAACUUAGAGGUUGAUAACUCGACUCUCUUCAAUGAAAAGGUGCUCUUCCCUGGGCUAAAGACGUUGACAAUCAAAGCUAUGAGGGGCUGUAGGAGGAUCUGGCAGGACCAACUCACUGGGAAUUCGUUUUGCAAACUAAAUAAUAUAUGGGUUGAAGGCUGUGGAGCACUCCUGAAUAUCUUCCCUUUUAACUUGAUGGAAAGACUUGAGGAACUAGACAAGUUGCAGAUUGUGAAUUGUGAUUCAUUAGAGGAAAUAUUUGAGCCACAAGCGCUCAUUGCUAAUCAAUCAGAUGCAAUAACAGCUACUAAGUCUAUUGUGGUAGAAACAGAGACUAAGUUUGUAUUUCCCAGAGUGACAUACCUUCGACUUGAUAAAUUGCCCAAAUUGAAAAGUUUUUACUCUAAGAGACAUGUCACAGAAUGGCCAUCAUUGAAAAAAAUGGAAGUGAUUGAAUGCGACAAAGUAGAGAUAUUUGCUUCAAAAUGUCCUUGCUUUGAAGAAACACAUGCAGCAAGUCAGGUUGAAAUCUCAAAUCAACAACCUUUGUUUCAGGUCAAUGAGGCUACAUUCCCUAUCUUAGAAGAAUUAAGGUUGAAGCAGAACGAUACUGUGAAAGGGACAUGGCAUGGCCAAGUACUCUCAACAAAAUGUUUUAGGAAACUAAAAGUUCUUGAGCUCAUAUCUGUUCCUGAGAAAUCAACUGCUCUUCCAUAUUGCUUCAUUCAGUCAUUACCAAAUCUUGAAAAGCUUGUUCUGAGUGAUGCUUCCUUCUAUCAAAUAUUCUGGUCUGAAGAACUCAGUGAUGAAGAAAGACAUGCAUCGUCACUCACUCGGUUAAGUGAAUUGAGGUUGUCUAAACUUCCAGAGUUGACAAAUCUCUGGAAUGAAGGGUUCCAACCCAUACCAGCUUUCUGUAACCUGAGAAUUCUUCAAGUGCUGGAAUGUGGCAAAUUAAAGACGUUGGUGCCAUCUUUGGUGUCUUUCAAAAAUUUAAAAAAUCUGGAAGUUUCAAGGUGUUAUGGAUUCAUAAAUUUAAUAACAUGCUCAACAGCUAAGAGCUUGAUGGUACUCGAAAGAAUGAGCAUAACUGAUUGUGAGAUGAUAGAGGAAAUCAUAGCAUGUGGGGGUGAUGAAAUGGAAGGUGGUAUUGUCUUUACCCGACUGAAGUAUUUGCAAUUAAGUUGUCUACCAAGUCUGGCAAGCUUUUGCUUGGGGGAUCACAACUUUGAAUUCCCAGUCUUGCAAAAGGUGAUCGUAAAAGAGUGCCCAAAAAUGAAGAUUUUCUGUCAAGGAGAUUUAAGCACACCAAAGCUGAAGCAAGUGCAAUUGACAGAAGAUGAAGUAAAAGGGCGGUGGGAAAAUGACCUUAAAACUACUGUAAAACAGAUGUUUGAAGAAAUGAAUGCCCAAAAUUCUGAAGUGGCUGAGGUUACCGUAUAGUUGCCCAAGCUGGAAUAAGGCAGUAUGCAUGUUUUGGUGUCUGUGAGACAGGCUCAUUUUCCUUGAAUUGAAAUCCAUCUGAUGAUUGAAUUGUUUAAUUGAAGAAUGAAUCAGCUGCCUAGUUGUCAGCCAGUGUCCUUGGAAUCCAAAAGGUUGUGUCCCAAAUUGAGCCAUUUGAAUCUGUCCUCAAUUAACUUCUAAAGAUAUGGCAUAUCCAACAACUAGCAUCCUCUCUUUAUGUUCAGAAUUUGGAAUGGAUUAAGAUAAAGGGGUGUCACAAUUUGAAAUAUCUGUUUCCAUCUUUCCUGGUAAAACAUUUUGUGCAACUCCAUAGCCUUUCAAUUUUGGACUGUAAGAUCAUGAAAGAAGAUAUCUUCAUGGAAGGAUUGACAGAAGAUGAAAGGAUGAGCAAGAUGUGGUUCCCUCAACUAAAAUUCCUAAACCUCCAAGGCCUUCCUAAACUCAGAAGAUUCUGCCAUGAAACUGACAAUGAAUUCCCCUUCUUGAGAGAGCUAAUCCUAUCAAACUGUCCUGUAUUGAAGACAUUCAUCUCUAAAUCUUCAAUUGAAGAUGCUGGAGAUGAACCUCAAAUUGAUCAGAACGCACAAGGAAAUGACCUAGAGCUUGAUAAACCAGCUCUUUUUAAUGAAAAGGUGGCCUUCCCUAGGCUAGAGAUGCUGACAAUCAAAGCUAUGAGGGACUGUACAAGGAUAUGGCAGGACCAACUCACUGUGAAUUUGUUUUCCAAACUAAUUAGUAUAUGGGUUGAAGGCUGUGAAGCACUCUUAACUAUCUUCCCGUUUAACAUGAUGGAAAGACUUGAGGAAUUAGACAAAUUGUAGACUGUGAAUUACGAUUCAUUAGAAGAAAUAAUGUUUGAGCCACAAGUACUCAUUGCAAAUCAAUCAGAUACAGUAACAGCUACUUAAUCUAUUAUGAUAGAAACAGAGACUAAGUUUGUAUUUUCCAGAGGGACAUACCUUCGACUUGAUAAAUUGCCCAAAUUGAAAAGUUUCUACUCUAAGACACAUGUUACAGAAUGGCCAUCAUCAAAUAAAUGGAGGUGAUUGAAUGUCACGAAGUAGAGAUAUUUGCUUCAGAAUGUCCUUCCUUGUUUCAGAGCAAUAAGGUUACGUUCCUUAUCUUCAAAGAAUUACGAUUGAAGCAGAACGAUACUGUGAAAGGAACAUGGCUUGGCCAACUACUCUCAACAGAAUGUUUCAGGAAGUUAAAAGUUCUUGUGCUCAUACGCGUUCCUGGGAAAUCAACU
Theobroma umbraticum is the source of this 8529-nucleotide messenger RNA. RefSeq lists its product as uncharacterized. NCBI's taxonomy places the organism in Eukaryota, Viridiplantae, Streptophyta, Magnoliopsida, Malvales, Malvaceae. Gene Ontology annotation, molecular function: ATP hydrolysis activity; ADP binding. The record is from RefSeq and is a predicted model, not a curated record.